Molecule: messenger RNA, 1149 nt
Organism: Torulaspora globosa
Lineage: Eukaryota; Fungi; Ascomycota; Saccharomycetes; Saccharomycetales; Saccharomycetaceae
Gene: MIG1
Product: transcription factor MIG1
Exons: 1
Coding region: 1-1149 (382 amino acids)
Cellular component (GO): nucleus; cytoplasm
Molecular function (GO): RNA polymerase II cis-regulatory region sequence-specific DNA binding
Source: RefSeq, a predicted model, not a curated record
AUGGCGGAGGAAAGUUUGCAGGAGAAAACUGCCGAAAUUGAGCCGCAGGGCAGCACCAGUACCGGUUCUACCGGGAGUGGCAGCGAUGCCGGUAAUGAUGCCAAGAAGAGUAGUAGAAAAUCAGGAAAAGACGCUCCCCGUCCUCACGUCUGUCCCAUCUGCCAGAGAGCGUUUCGCCGGCUGGAGCACCAAACAAGGCAUAUGAGAACGCACACGGGGGAGAAGCCGCACGCGUGCGACUUCCCAAACUGCUCAAAGAGAUUUAGUCGAAGUGACGAGUUGACGAGACAUCGUAGGAUACACACGAACCCGCACCCAAGGGCCAAGAGGGGCAGAAAGAAGAAAGUUGUUCCCGGGGAGCCCAGGAAACCGAUCGCCAGCUUUGAGAUAGGCGAAAACGGCGGCGGCCAUUCCACUUCGCAGUCGCCGUCGCCGCCACAGGCGGCGGUUGCAUCGCCGCCCUUGCCACACCCGCCUUCGCUGUCGAGCAACAGCUCCCGCGCGCGGUUGAGCGCGCUAUCGUCGUUGCAGGCAAUGACGCCGGUGACGGUGAGCGCUCCGAGCUUUAUGGACACGCCUGACAGCACAAACAAGCACAUCGUCCUGCCCCGCCCGGCUUCGCUGACGGAUUUCCACGCGGUCGGUGGUUCUGCGCUUCGCAAGGCGAUCAAGAGGCCCAAGUCGGCACUCUCGCUGAACAACCUGCUCAACGCGCAAAGCACCUCCCUCGGGAUCAACAGCGGCCACAACUCGGACUCGGACUCCGCCGAGGCAGACGACGACGACGAUUACGGUCUCAGAGAGCCGGCCUCCGACGAAGAGCACCAAGACGACCACGCUCGCAAGAAGUCAAAGACCACGACCCCAACGUCCAACCUAAGCAGGACCACCAGCUCGGCCAGCUUACACAACAUCAUUGGCAUGCCGCCGCUGCCGCCGGCCAGCUUCCCAAAGGAACUGAACGACAAGCUUCUGGCCAUACAGAACGAAAGACAGUCACUGCCGCGACCACCGUCGCACACGCCCGUCGUCACGGCUCCGACCUCUCCCCUACUCUCUCCACCGUCAUCACAGCCUGCCCGUGACAAUGGCGACCCGAAUUCUCUGCCUCCCAUACGAAGCCUGCCAUUGCAGUUUCCAACGGGCUAG